Eimeria tenella is the source of this 562-nucleotide messenger RNA. RefSeq names its product kinesin motor domain-containing protein, putative. The annotation marks the transcript as partial. The record is from RefSeq and is a predicted model, not a curated record. The transcript has 3 exons. Lineage: Eukaryota; Apicomplexa; Conoidasida; Eucoccidiorida; Eimeriidae.
AGAAAAAGAAUGGUGGGCCCCUUCCAAAGAAGAGAGACUCCGCGCCGUCGCGGAGCUCCACGAAAAAAUCCGCAACGCCCAAGCCAAAAUUCUGCUGGAGGGGCAGCAGGACUGGAGUUUGCUGGAGGCCUCUCGCGUGUCGCGUUUGCUGCUGCUGCUGCAGCAGCAGCAGCGCCGGGGCAGCUGGCUGCUGCAGCAGCUUGCUGCUGAGCCUGCUGCUGCGCCUGCUGCUGUGCGCCCCGUGUCUCCCCCCGAAGGCCCCCCUGCUGCUGCUGCUGCUGCUGCUGCUGCUGCUGCUGCUGAGCAAGAAAACCCUUUUUGCUGCUCUGAAGAAACAUCUAAAACCCAAUUAAAAACGAAAGACAAAAAGACAAACUUCAUGAGCAUAGUUGAGGUGCCCAUACACCUCAAAUCUGCGCCCCACUACCACUGGCGCAGCAGCAGCAGCGGCAGCAGCAGCAGCGGAAGCAGCAGCGGCUGCAGCGGGUUUGGGGCUCUCGAGGGGCUGAUGGAGGUAGACGUCACGAAUGUCGAAGAUGCCAUCAAGACUGUCGUCAAGUGA